This is a messenger RNA of Beauveria bassiana ARSEF 2860, 540 nucleotides long. RefSeq lists its product as uncharacterized. The transcript has 4 exons. Bases 1 to 540 code for a protein of 179 amino acids. The record is from RefSeq and is a predicted model, not a curated record. Lineage: Eukaryota; Fungi; Ascomycota; Sordariomycetes; Hypocreales; Cordycipitaceae.
AUGCCCACUCUACUUGAUAAUACAUUAAAGUCCAAGAACAUGGUUCUUGCCUUCGGAGGCGUAGUCGCCGCUGCCACUGCGUGGAUGCUCGCUGGUGACUUGUUUCCUGCCGAUCCAGAACCCAAGGGAGAUCCAGAGACGUGGACAAGAGAGGAGAUGCGAAGGUGGCUCGAGGCCUCGUGCACUUUGUCAAGACGCCCGAAGCUGGUGUCAAAGAUCUGCCCCUCGUCCUCAAGGGGAGCGCGCCCGAGACGGCAGGCAGCCAGCAGCGUGGGCACCGGCAACAUCGCCGACGGCGCCAAGGCCGUCAUCCUGGGCGGAGGCUACGACGACAAUGACUACGAGGUGAUGCGCAAAGCCGUGGAUGCGGCCACGUUGGAGCGUCGCCCUGUCUGGCUGCGCAACGAUCUGAGCGUCGCUAUGCCGCCCCCAGGUCCGAAAUACGGGAAAGCUGUUGUCGUCAGGGUCAAGAACCUGCUGAGCAAGUUGGACAAGGAGAACCGCCUGAAUGGCGCAGACUCCGAUAUAUACUGGUUUUAG